AUGCAGCACGUUGACGAUACAUUCUACUCAUUGCGCUUCAAGUAUGGUGCGCAUACCAUUUUGAUGUUCGUCGACAGUCAGCAGAACUUCUCUGAAAUCACGACAUCACUGCUAGAGGUUCUCCGCGACCGAUUCCCCGAUGGCCUCACUAUUAGCCACACAUCUCCCGAGACUACGGCCCUUCCGGAUGGUGACGUGCAACUAGCCUAUGCUUUACCCGUCAACGCGAACGACUUGACACAAGGAUGGAAGAACAUCAAGGUCAAGAGCGAUGAUACACCUGUUGGAAGGGGCCUGCGUGAUGGUUGCGCUGUUGCAUUCUCCUUUGACGUCGACGAGCCCGAAUUUGUCGUCGAUGUGCCUAGCCUGGACGAUGACCUGGAAGAGGAAGAAGGCAUGGAAUCUGAUGUCUAA
Molecule: messenger RNA, 414 nt
Organism: Colletotrichum truncatum
Lineage: Eukaryota; Fungi; Ascomycota; Sordariomycetes; Glomerellales; Glomerellaceae
Source: RefSeq, a predicted model, not a curated record